AUGGCCCACGCACUGGUCUUCGGCGCCUCGGGUAUCCUUGGGUGGGCUGUCGUUGACCAGAUCUUGAAGAACUACCCCCAGAAAGGGACAUUUUCCAAAGUCACGGCUCUGACAAAUCGUCCAUUAGACUUGCAGGAUGCCCAAUGGCCGAAAUCUGGAGGUGCCAAUCCCGAGCUAGCUCUGGUGUCGGGGGUCGACUUGACCCGGGGCACUGUAGAGGACAUCAAGCAGCAGCUGAAGCAACGAGUCCCGGACAUUGACACCGUCACGCAGAUCUUCUACUUCGCAUACAUUUUCCAUCCGGAUUUUCCAACCGAGCAAGACAUCAACGUCGCCAUGUUCGAUCGCGGUUUCGUGGCAGCUGAAGCUCUCGCACCAAAUCUGUCCUAUGUGAUUCUGCCGACAGGGACCAAGGGUUACGGCAUCCACCAGCCUGAAAGGCCGUUCAAGGCCCCUUUUGACGAGGCUAUGAACGAUAUUCCGCAGCUUUACCGGGAUGUGUUGUUCUAUUUCGCACUUCGGGACCGUUUGGACGCCCUUCACAAGGGGAAGAGAUGGAAGUGGGCAGAAGUCAGGUGCGAUAUUGUGGUUGGUUUCUUACCACAUAGCAACCCUUACAAUCUCGCCGGGUUCUUCAUCAACUACCUCUCUCUGGUUGCAUUCGUCCAAGGCCGGGGUGCAAAGGUGCCAUACCCGGGACACCCUGACGGCUGGCAUACGCUCUCCAACGACGGCGGUCAAGACACCGUUGCAAGAUUUUCACUUUACCUGUCAGUGAACCCCGACAAGGCUGGGACCUCGGAGCUCUAUAACAUUGCCGACACUUCAGAGGGAUACCCUAUGUCUGCCAAAUGGCCCGCGAUAUGCGAGUAUUUUGGCUUGGUCGGUGUUCCACCGCUGCCUCUGGGCGAUCCGACCUAUGUCAGCCCGGCUCAAUAUCUCGAACAGCACAAGGAGGACCUCAGGCAGAUGGAAAGCCAACUAGGGAAUAAGAUCCAGCAGGUCGAUCUGAUGACGGGCCUUGACAUCUGGCUGAUGAACUUUGACUUCGAUCACCAUCUGGCACUUGGGAAAGCGAGGUCGGUGGGCUUUGUAGAAGAAGGCACGGUCACAGGCAGUUGGAUCCAGACCUUUGAUCGCUAUCGUGCCGCGAAGAAGGUCUGGGUGGCCUCGUGA
This is a messenger RNA of Fonsecaea nubica, 1176 nucleotides long. RefSeq lists its product as hypothetical. Bases 1 to 1176 code for a protein of 391 amino acids. The record is from RefSeq and is a predicted model, not a curated record. NCBI's taxonomy places the organism in Eukaryota, Fungi, Ascomycota, Eurotiomycetes, Chaetothyriales, Herpotrichiellaceae. The transcript has 4 exons.